Messenger RNA from Argentina anserina (silverweed cinquefoil), 917 nucleotides. RefSeq lists its product as uncharacterized. The transcript is spliced from 2 exons. Bases 117 to 653 code for a protein of 178 amino acids. Lineage: Eukaryota; Viridiplantae; Streptophyta; Magnoliopsida; Rosales; Rosaceae. The record is from RefSeq and is a predicted model, not a curated record.
CCAGCCACCGCCAUAACCCAGCUAUAAAUAUCCAAUACCAACUUAACUUUUGAUCUGCUAUUCCUACUUUAAUUUUGGUCGAUCCUUAAGUUGUGGUUUUUGAAGCUCUGAAGGAGAUGGAGGGCGGGUCGUCGGCUUCGUAUUACAGUGUUCUGGGUGUUGAUUCAGAGUCAUCUACGGACGAAAUCAAGAGCGCUUAUCGGAAACUUGCUAUGCGGUAUCAUCCUGACAGGUGGACAAGAAGCCCUUCUCUGCUGGGCGAAGCCAAGAGAAGGUUCCAGGAGAUUCAAGAAGCUUAUUCGGUGUUGUCGGAUCAGAGGAAGCGAACAAUGUACGAUGCAGGGUUAUACGAUCCGGAUGAGGAAGAAGACGAGGGGUUGUGUGAUUUUUUGCAAGAAUUGGUGUCACUAAUGGCGGAAUCGAGACGAGAGAAGAAGAGCUAUAGCAUGGAGGAUUUGCAGGCAAUGUUCUUGGAGAUGGCUCAAGGAUUCGAGUCUCCUUUUGGGUUCAGUGGAACAACUUCCACGGCUGAUUUUGAGCAAGUUCAAUCAGCUGGGUGCGCAAAGAGAACGCGUUUGGAAUCUAAUAAUCCAAGCGUCUCCACAGGCUCGACUAUAGGGAUGCAUGGAGGACCUGGAUUGUUUACAUUUUAAGACAGGCUAUACAUAUAUGUUGAUGAUGAUAGAGAUGGGAGAAUCAGAAACAAAUGAUCGGAUCUCAAUUGUAAUUUGUUUGAACGGGCUAGAGACCUGGUUUUUUGUAAAACUUCUGAGUGGGCUUGCGUGGGCUUGACAACUAUAGAUCCUCAAUGGGCCUGUUUUGUUCCUUUGAUGAUGAACUCCUUGUUGAACACUCUUGUCCUUCUUUAGAGGCAUUGGUCCGAACCUUGCCACCGUUUUCCUAGUGUCGUUUUUUUA